CUCAUAAGCGUCCUCCCUGCGCAUUCUCCGCACAUGCAGCACACAAAGAGCAGGAUGAAAAAGUCCGCGUCUGUCUUCAUCGUCCUCCUGGCGGCAACAUUUUGGGCGACCGGUGACGCCGAUAACAACACCGCCAGUGGGACCGCCGCUAACGAGACCGCCGGCACGACUGCGACCCCUUUGUUGACCUCCACGGUGAGGUGGACGCCAACGCCGCCGCUCCCCAGCAGAGUGACGCUCGGAGCGGAGAAGAAGGAGAAGGAAAACAAGGAGAAGGAGAAGCUGGCGCUGGCUUGUCCUCCCCUGGGUCUGGAGUCCCUGAGGGUGGACGACACACAAAUCCAGGCGUCCUCCUUCCAGAGGUUCGGUCUGGGUCCUCACAGAGGCAGGCUGAACAUCCAGUCGGGCAUCGAGGACGGCGACCUGUACGACGGCGCCUGGUGCGCCGACUACAAGGACCGGCACCAGUGGCUGGAGGUGGACGCCCUGCGCCUGACCCGCUUCACCGGAGUCAUCCUGCAGGGCCGCAACACCAUCUGGAGACGUGACUGGGUCCAAAGCUACAAAGUGCAGCUGAGCAACGACUCCAUCAGCUGGAAGAGCAGCAUGAACGCAACACAAGAAGCUAUCUUCGAAGGCAACGGCGACGGCGAGACUCCGGUGCUGGCCGUGCUUCCCGUCCCCGUGGUCGCGCGUUACAUCCGCAUCAACCCACAAAGUUGGUACCCCGACGGAGGCAUCUGCCUCCGAGCAGAGAUACUCGGAUGUCGCCUCGACGAGACCCAGGAGAGCUAUUCCUCAGAACCAGAAGCGAGAUCGAAGGAUAAGCUGGAUUUCCGACACCACAACUACCAGGAGAUGCGAAAGCUGAUGAAGUCGGUGGCGGAGGAGUGUCCCGACAUCACACGCAUCUACACCAUCGGGAAAAGCCACAUGGGCCUCAAGCUCUACGUCAUGGAGAUCUCCGACAAUCCGGGCAAGCACGAACUCGGCGAGCCAGAGUUCCGCUACGUGGCCAACAUGCACGGAAACGAAGUCCUGGGUCGCGAGCUGGUUCUCAACCUCAUGCAGUACCUGUGCCGCGAGUACAAGAGGGGCAACCAGCGCGUGGUCCGGCUCGUCACCGAAACUCGGAUUCACCUUCUUCCUUCCAUGAACCCGGACGGAUACGAAGUGGCUUACAGCAAGGGCUCCGAGCUGGCCGGCUGGGGCGAGGGUCGGUACACCUUCGAAGGAAUCGACCUGAAUCACAAUUUCCCGGACCUCAACACCAUUAUGUGGGACGCUCAGGAGAUGGCGGAGGACCCGUCCAAAGUCCCCAACCACUACAUUCCCAUUCCAGAAUACUACACCAAAGAGGACGCCCUGGUGGCCUCGGAGACACGCGCCGUGAUCAGCUGGAUGCAGGACAUCCCGUUCGUGCUGGGCGCCAACCUGCACGGGGGGGAGCUGGUGGUGACGUACCCGUUCGACGGCACCGAGGGCUGGGCCCCGCAGGCCCACACGCCCACCGCCGACAACGCCUUCUUCCGUUGGCUAGCCACCGUGUACGCCUCCACCAACCUGGCCAUGGCCAAUCCCGAGCGCCGCCCGUGCCACUACGAGGACUUCCAGGCGCACAACAACAUCAUCAAUGGCGGAGCCUGGCACAACGUGCCCGGAAGUAUGAAUGAUUUCAGCUACUUGCACACCAACUGCUUCGAGGUGACGGUGGAGCUUUCCUGCGACAAGUUUCCUCACGCCAGCGAGCUUCCUGCUCAGUGGGAGAACAACAAGGAGUCCCUCCUCCUCUUCAUAGAGCAGGUUCACCGAGGCCUUAAAGGGGUGGUGCGGGACAAAGAGAGCAAGAAAGGAAUCGAGGACGCCGUGAUCAGGGUGGAGGACCACGGGCACGACAUCCGAUCAGCCGCCGACGGAGACUACUGGCGCCUGCUGAACCCGGGCGACUACAAGGUGGCGGCGUGGGCAGAGGGCUAUGUGCCGGCCGUGCGCCACUGCCGUGUGGGCAUGGAGCCCCGCGCCACCGUCUGCGACUUCACCCUGACGCAGACGCCCGCGCGGCGGCUCAAGGAGAUCCGGGCCAAGGGCGGCAAGAUCCCGCAGGACCUGCAGCUGCGCCUGCGGGCGCUGCGUCUGCGCAAGCUGCGCGCCAGCACCAAGGCCAUCAACCAACGGCGAGAGGGCCAGCGGAUGCAGCGAGAGCAGGCCAGGAAGGCGCGAUCCUCCUCCUUGAGAUUAUGAGGAUUCGGGAUUUUAAAAAACUUGACAUGGUCAUGUGACCUCACUGUCAGACACAACAUGAGGUCUCAUUUGAUUAUGCUGUCCAAAUGUACAGUCACUUUUUUUUUUUUAAAUUUAUUAAUUAAGGACUAUUAGGGCCAGGUUUUUCAAUUUUAUAUAGUAUAUAAUAAAUUAAGAUAUUUUUCAUUGACAAACAAUUAUGAUAAGACUUAAUGUGUGUACCAUUCAAAAAAAGGUUACUUUUCAUAAAUUAGGACAUUUCUCGAAAAAGUAUUUCGUAAGACGACCUUUCAAAUUCUUCAAUGUUUUUCCUGUUUUCUUGUAAAUUCCAACUUUUUUUUUUUUUUAAAUCACAAAAAUCAAGAUUUUAAUAAAAUUCAACUAACUACGUUUUUUCAAGAAAACUUUUCUCAAAAAGUGAGUACAUGAAAAAUAUGAGAUGAAAUUUGUUCUAUUUUGAGAAAAGUGUAAUGCUACGACAAUAAAGUUGUUUUUUUUCCCAAUUGAAAAAAAGACCAAUGUUAACAUUUAAAACUAAAUCAGACUUCAUGCAUAAUAUAUUAAGACAGAAAGUAUGAAUAAUCUCACAUGAUUGUUCCUCCCCUCUUCACAGAAAUUUUUUUUUUCCUGAUAUUAUCACAACAACAACAAAGUUAUCCGCAUAAUAUUCCAACUUGAUUCUCAUUGCAUAAUUGUACUCUGUGGCCCUAAAAUUCCUUUUGAAAUGUGACAAAUGAGUGAAAGCAGACUAAGUGAACGUCGUCCACACGCGAAGACUCCGUUCCACCACUGUUGAAUGACGACAAAUUGUAUGAAGAUGUUUUGUUUUUGUUUUUUGUUUUUCUUUCCCCGCCCUAUCAACAAGUCUCAGCUGGUCUGAUGUAGAACUUUUUUCUUUUUUGUUCUACUUUGACUCACCUCCAACAGGACCACACUGGGUCCUAUAAUAUUAAUACAAAUAAAUAUUGCUUUUACUGUA
This is a messenger RNA of Phyllopteryx taeniolatus (common seadragon), 3220 nucleotides long. RefSeq names its product probable carboxypeptidase X1. NCBI's taxonomy places the organism in Eukaryota, Metazoa, Chordata, Actinopteri, Syngnathiformes, Syngnathidae. The coding region runs from base 34 to 2241 and encodes 735 amino acids. Gene Ontology annotation, molecular function: metallocarboxypeptidase activity; zinc ion binding. The transcript has 13 exons. The record is from RefSeq and is a predicted model, not a curated record. Gene Ontology annotation, biological process: proteolysis.